Messenger RNA from Cryptomeria japonica (Japanese cedar), 1019 nucleotides. Its product is annotated as DUF21 domain-containing protein At4g33700-like. The record is from RefSeq and is a predicted model, not a curated record. Gene Ontology annotation, biological process: magnesium ion homeostasis. Gene Ontology annotation, cellular component: intracellular membrane-bounded organelle. NCBI's taxonomy places the organism in Eukaryota, Viridiplantae, Streptophyta, Pinopsida, Cupressales, Cupressaceae.
GGUACCAGUGAAUAUGCCUCUGUAUGAUAUUUUGAAUGAGUUUCAAAAGGGUCACAGCCAUAUGGCUGUUGUUGUAAGGUAUACUGGAGGAAAGGAGCAAGAACAGAAAAUGACCAAGGAUGGAAGUAACCAGGUUUUCAUGCAGACUACCCAUGCGCAUGAUAAUGGAAAGGAUGUGAACAUCAAUGUUGACAAAAGUCCAAUACAAACAGUCCAGGAGAAGUCCUUUUCGAAUAGAAGGUCACUUAAUAAGCUGAAAAGCUUUCCAGCUACACAUGCAAGUGAUUCAAAUAGAGGAAUGCCAAAAGCAAAGCGAUGGUCUCGUGUUGAAUCUGGAGAUAUUCUGGACAUUUCCAAUGAUUCAAUUCCAAAGCUUGCAGAGGAUGAAGAGAUUGUGGGUAUAAUAACAAUGGAAGAUCUUAUUGAAGAGCUCUUGCAGGAAGAGAUCUUUGAUGAGACUGAUCUUCGGGACUCUUUCCACUAAUAAGUAAAUGCUGCAUGUACUUGAUCUUUUGUAUGGAAACACAUAUCUUAAGUUUGAAUUGGUUUCUAUUUGAUCAAAGGCUUAAGUUGUAAACUUCAUUGUUAGUUUCCCACCUGUAACGUAUGAUUCCUCAAAAUUGUGUGCAUGCAGGAAGAGAUCUUUGAUGAGACUGAUAAGCAAAUGCUGCAUGAGCUUGCCCUUUUCUAGGGAAAUAAUUGUCUUAAAAUUUGCAUUGGAUCAAAGGCUAAAAUUCUAGUUUGUUUUUAGCUUCACUCCCAUUGUUGUAAGGCACAUGUAAUUGCCUAGUAUGAGUGAUUUGAAGUAGUCGUAUAGAACUUUUAAAACAGUAUAACAUAUUAUUACAUUUGCUGUAGCAUAUUAUCUCUUCCAGGGAAAAUAUUUUGUUUUGGUUGUAUUAUUAUUGUUUACAAGAUUUUCAGUGAAAGUGCUACAAGAUAUCGAACUUAUUCAGUCUUAAUCACCAUUCCUCUGAGCAGAAAGAAUGAUAAAAUGAUGCACACUCUUAUUCCCUUGA